Molecule: messenger RNA, 1314 nt
Organism: Penicillium alfredii
Lineage: Eukaryota; Fungi; Ascomycota; Eurotiomycetes; Eurotiales; Aspergillaceae
Product: glycosyltransferase family 2 protein
Exons: 4
Coding region: 1-1314 (437 amino acids)
Source: RefSeq, a predicted model, not a curated record
AUGGCAUUUCCUUUCAUGCGAGCAUUUGUCGCACUCUUUUUCUAUCGCUAUUUUCGCCUCGUGGUGAACCUUCUCUCCUUUUGGACCUUCAAGCCGAUCCCACCACCGGAAAACCCGAAGCUGACCUCGCAAGAUGUGACGGUAAUCAUCCCAACCCUGGAGGGCUGUGGUGAUGAGCUGGUGGAGACAAUCCGAACGAUUCUGGAAAACCAACCGUACGAGCUUCUCCUGGUGACGAUCGAGGCCAAUCGGAACAAGGCCGAAAAGAUGCUGAGCGCGAUGCCGGCAUCCAAAUCGAGGAUUCGGCUCUUCACCGUGACGCAUCCCAACAAGCGGCGGCAGAUGACUCGGGCGAUCCCCGAGGUGACCACGGCUAUUACGCUGCUGGCCGAUGACGAUGUGAGCUGGCCAGGCACUUUGCUGCCAUGGAUUCUGGCGCCCUUUGAGAAGGAUGACAAGUACGGCGGAGUGGUGACUUGCCAGCGACUGCGUCGAGCUAUUGCACCUACCCUCUCACAACGCGUCUGGGGUUUCUUGGGGGCGUUGUACCUGGAGCGACGCAACUUUGACUGUGGAGCGACCACCCAUGUGGAUGGAGGGCUGCCUUGCAUGUCGGGACGCAGCGUUGCGUAUCGGACCAAGAUCCUCCAGAAUGAGGGCUUUACCUUUGCUUUCACGAAUGAGGAAUGGUGGUGGGGGAAAUACCAACUCAAUGCCGACGACGACAACUUUAUCACUCGCUGGAUGGUCUCUCAUGGCUGGGAAACGUACAUGCAGUACCACCCCGAGGCCGAGGUGCUCACCACCUUGGAGGACAACCCUCGAUUUUUGAAGCAAUGCGCCCGGUGGUCUCGAAGCAACUGGAGGAGUAAUCUUACCAGUAUGUUUCACGAGAAGCACAUCUGGUAUCGUCAGCCUUGGAGCUCGUACGCCGUCCACUUGACCACCUUGUCUCCUCCAGCCUUCCUGGGGGAUCUGCUCCUGGUCUGGUUGUGUCACAAGGCUACUGGAUCGUGGGGGGAUCUUCUGCAUGAUCGGGCAAUGAGUGCCCUCGUGUUGUGGAUGUUUACCAGCAAGUGGAUCAAACUGCUGGGCCACUACAUCCGCUAUCCGGUGGAUGUCUUGCUCCUGCCCGUGUCGAUUCUCUUUGGAUAUUUCCACGGCGGCAUCAAGAUGUACGCCGUGCUCACCCUCAACGUGACUACAUGGGGUAGCCGGGAUGGCGCCGACGAUUAUGACGCAGAGCGCAUGAAGAAGCGAACCGAUGCCGAUCGCAUGAAGCAACCUUACUACCCCAGCUAUCUCACCAAAUAA